Molecule: messenger RNA, 765 nt
Organism: Colletotrichum graminicola M1.001
Lineage: Eukaryota; Fungi; Ascomycota; Sordariomycetes; Glomerellales; Glomerellaceae
Exons: 2
Coding region: 1-765 (254 amino acids)
Cellular component (GO): extracellular region
Source: RefSeq, a predicted model, not a curated record
AUGCAGUUCUUCGCUCCCAUCGUCCUCCUCGCUGCCGGCGCCCUUGCGGCCCCCAGCCCCAGCGAGCUCUGCGAGCGCGAGCUCAGCACCGUCAACACCAUCAUGACCACCGUCCUCAACGGUAUCCAGGCUCUUGACGGUUCCAUCUGUGCCUAUGGCGGUGGCCCCGGCGCCGAGCUGGAGACGGCUGCCGGCACCAUGCUCACCAUUAUCCGUACCGCGACCAACAACGCUGCGUCCAUGUUGCCCCUCACUAUGGACGAGGCCAUCGCCUUCCAGCCCCUCUCCGACCAGCUCAACGCCGCCGGCGACAAGCUCCUCGUCGAUCUCGAUGCCAAGGUGCCGCUCUUUGCCAAAAGCGGUGCUUGCGACUCCACUCUCUCCUGGGUUGCUCAGGUUGGCAGCAACGUGAACACUCUCAUGACCACCAUCUCCACCAAGUUCCCCGCCGGCGGCAAGGGUGGCGACGAGAUCGCCCACUUUAACGGAAUCUUCUCUCAGAUGCAGGACAAGCUCUCCACCUGCACCACCGGUAGCAAGGGCUCCAGCACCGGCUAUGGCUCCGGCUCUGGCAGCGACGACAAGGCCGUCGGCUCCGGUACCAAGGUCGCUGUUCCCACUGCUGUCCCCACUUAUGGUGCCGGCAACGGCACCAAGGGUGCUACGCCCACCUCCACCAUCCGCCCCGUCGUCACUGCCGGCGCCGCUCUGAUGACCUUCUCCGGUGCCGGCCUGGCCAUCGCCGUCGCCGCUUUCAUCCUGUAA